GUCAUGUCGUCGGCCGCCAAUCAACAACGGAAGGCUGAGAUACUCGCCAAAAAAGCUAAGUUGGCAGAGCUAAAACGCCAGAGGGAGUUACGUCAAAAGGAGUUCUCUCAGUCUCGGGCAAGUACAGGAGAUGCUUCAGAGGUCGUGUCGCCAGUACCUAGCCGUUCCGACAGUAGAGCUGAGCUUGAUGACCUGAUUUCCCGUCUCGUUGACCGUCCUGGUUCGGCCGCGGUGAGCGGUGCAGAUGGCCUUUCAAGGAAAGGAAGCCGGCCGAAUUCGGUGCUGAGUGCCAGCCAGCUCAGCGGGGACAACACAGAAGCACUAAGCCCGCCCACGCGACCACUUUCACAGUCCAUUGCAGUGCAGACUGUUGGAACUGAGCCCUUCGUCGCCAUCCCUGAACUCCAGCCGGCCCCUGAAGCCAAACCAGAAGUCGUCACCUACAACAAGGGGGUACAAACAGAUGACCUGCGGCAGGGAGAGCAAGACGCAGCUUCUGUCGACUCCGAUGCUGGAGAGACCCCAGAUUUUAAAUCCUCGAGCAAGAAACAGCGGGAGCGCGAUGAGGAGAUUCGCAAAAAGCUCCGUGAGGAGAUUGAGGAGGAAUUACGAGCCACCCAGGAAAGUGCCAAGAACGAAAGCGGUGCGGACGCUUCUAUACGAUAUCCACUGCGACAACUUGAUGAUGAUGAGCUGAAGGCUGUCACGUCUUCCGAAGAUUUCCUAGAUUUCGUUGAGCGGUCCGCGAAAGUGAUCGAGCGUGCCUUGGAUGAGGAAUAUGAUGUUCUGGCCGAUUACGAGCUAGGAGGGAUGGAUGCGGAACUGGAGGAUGAUGACGAGCACGGAAAGAAGAAGCGUGGUAUCAAGGAGGUCUGCCAGUUCUGGGAUGAGCGAUGGAGCAAGAAGCGCAUGAUCAGUGAUAUCUGCUUUUCUCCCAAGUUCCCCGAACUAGUUCUCGCUUCAUACACCAAGAAUCCUUCAGCACCCCAUGAACCAGACGGCCUUGUACAGAUCUGGAAUCAGCACUUGCACUCCCGGCCGGAGUAUGUGUUCCACUCAACCUCGGACAUCCUAACCGCAAAGUUCUCGCCUUUUCACCCUAAUAUAAUUGUCGGCGGCUCAUACUCAGGUCAAGUGCUUCUCUGGGACACCCGCUCGUCGCGUGCUGGCGGCGGCGCACCCGUCCAGAAAACGCCUUUGACAGGCGCAGGACACACUCACCCAGUCUACAGCAUCUCGAUUGUCGGAACACAGAACGCACAUAACAUAAUCACCGCCUCUACGGACGGCGUUGUCUGCGGCUGGACCGUUGACAUGCUCUCCCAGCCCCAGGAGUACCUCGAACUCUCCACCCCUCCUCCGUCAAAGACAGAAGACCUCGCUCCCACAACCAUCUCUUUCCCACAAUCCGAUCCAACCUUCUUUAUAGUCGGCACGGAAGAAGGUGGCAUCUACCCUUGCCACCGCUACGACCGCGCCGGAGCCAAAGCAGGCACCGACCAUCGCCUUGCUUACCGCGGCCACGCCGCCCCCAUCAUGUCAACAGCCUUCCACCCAGCGCGCGGCCCCGUCGAUCUUGGAGACCUUAUGCUAAGCUCUAGCCUCGACUGGAGCGUCAAACUCUGGCGCAUCCGUCCUCCAGCCGCUACCGCCCCGGCCGCCACGUCCGGCAUCACGGACACCCAAGUCGUCACCCCCAUCCUUGAUAUCAACCGCGAAGAUGUCGUAUAUGACGCGCGUUGGUCUCCACACCGACCAGGCGUUUUCUCUCUCGUCGAUGGUGCAGGAAACCUCGAGGUUUGGGAUCUCUACACAGACACUGAAGUCCCCGCUGUGCGAACAACACCCUCUAAGGGCCGGGCGGGGGUCCUCUCUCGCAGCCUAAACAAGGUCGCCUGGGAGGAGCGCGAGGGCCGGCGCCUGGCAACUGGAGGGCUUGAUGGCGUCGUCACCGUUUUUGAAGUAGGGCGGGGUCUCAGCGGUACACCAGACGAUGUUCCCUCUGAAGAAUGGACCGGCAUGAAGCGCCUUGUUGGUAAACUAGAACAAAAGGAUAAGGACCGAAUGAGCUAAUUGAUUGGAUCUACUUCUCUGUAUUUAAUGCUCUUUUGUGUUGUGUGGUGUCUUUAUUGAGCUUACCAUAUACCCCUGCGGCCCUGUUUUGUCAAUG
Messenger RNA from Aspergillus nidulans FGSC A4, 2170 nucleotides. RefSeq names its product protein nudI (gene nudI). The record is from RefSeq and is a predicted model, not a curated record. Lineage: Eukaryota; Fungi; Ascomycota; Eurotiomycetes; Eurotiales; Aspergillaceae. The transcript is spliced from 3 exons. The coding region runs from base 4 to 2073 and encodes 689 amino acids.